UGGAAGGUGCAACAAUGUGAUGAGUCGGCUGUCUCUGUGGUAGUCCCAGCGUGCUGCGUGAUUGGACCGUCCCUGCGGUCGUUACUAGGGGCGUGGAGCCAAGCAAAGUGAAUGGGAAACACAUUUUUACUGCCUCAGCAGCGCAGGAACCCAACGUUGAACAGAGUCGAUGACAAGGGAAUACAGUUGCGUGUUGAAAUUACCUGCCGGGGAGAUGACAGAAGAGCUGAAAAAAUCCCGUGGCGUGAACCGAACUGUAUGUUAAUUCACCCACAGCCUCGGCGUGCAGCAGCUACAGCGAAAUAGUCGGUCGGGGAGAUCUCCAAAUAUUAAGGGAUGCGAGGACUUGUCAUUUGAUAAAUACAUCACAUUCGUCAUUUUUCGACCCUCGGCAGUGGGGAGGGAAUGUGCUGCCCGGACUGAAUCUGGAUUUGCUGGUGCUUCGGUGUGACUCCCGUGGGUGAAAAUGGGUUUAAUAUUGAGAUAGGGCGUUCAGAAAGUCCACCCUCUUCUCGCCUUGGACAGUCGGCUAACGUUAGCGAGGUUUUUCUAACUGCGGACCUGACAGGUUCGGUUCGGACUGCUGUGUAAGGUGUAGUCCCGGUGCUGUGUUCGCCUUUCAGCGUUUUCUUUUUCUUCUUAAAGAGCGUUGUUUAGGGCCUCUGCUGACAAACUGCGUCACCGGGUGGGCGCUGCAGGUAUUCAUCUGCAAAAAAAGAUCUGCAUUUGGAAAUUGAAGCCAUGCCUGGAAGAACCUGGAAACCAAAGUGACUGAACUUUUUAAAUCACCAUGGAGCCGGAGGCUAGCUGUGGGACUCUCCAAGAGCCCAAGCCUUCAUCUGUACCCAAUUCUCAAUGUAAUCUCGCCAUAAAUAAGCAUGGGCCCAUGGGUGAUUCAAAUGUGAAUCUUGUGGACUCUCUAGUGAGAGGUGGAAGUGAUCCUUCUUCUGUUUACCAGAGGAAUGGGCAUCAGAGAUUCAUCAGGAGAAGUCUGUGGUUUUCAGACACGGAUGAGCAAUCCUACGAAGCCCCCGAAACUGAAAACCAGAGCAAAGUCCUGAACAUAAACUUGAGAUCAAUUGUGGACAGGACACGAGGGACUAGCUGUGGGGUUCAAGAGAGCUCCAGCACUGAGAGCCAAUGUGGGCAAAAAGACAGCGCCACAGAGAGCACCGGUGCGGAUGAGGACAAGGAGAGAGUUGGACAUGCUUUGAAUGUUACUUGCAGUGAUGGUGGUAAAGUUGCUACUAAGACAGUGAGUGAGGAAAAUGAAGAGGAAGCAGAGAUGAAAGCGGUCUCCACAUCUCCAGGAGGAAGGUUCCUUAAAUUUGACAUCGAGCUCGGGAGAGGGUCUUUCAAAACGGUCUACAAAGGCCUGGAUACCGACACCUGGGUGGAGGUGGCCUGGUGUGAGCUGCAGGACCGUAAGCUGUCAAAAAUUGAACGCCAGCGCUUUAAGGAGGAGGCAGAGAUGUUGAAGGGUCUACAGCAUCCCAACAUUGUUCGUUUCUAUGACUUCUGGGAAUCUCCUCUAAAAGGAAAGAAGUACAUUGUUUUAGUGACGGAGCUCAUGACGUCAGGAACACUAAAAACUUAUCUAAAGCGUUUCAAGGUCAUGAAACCCAAAGUCCUGAGAAGCUGGUGCAGACAGAUCCUGAAAGGCCUUCACUUUCUCCACACCAGAACGCCACCGAUCAUCCACAGAGACCUCAAAUGUGAUAACAUCUUCAUUACUGGACCGACAGGAUCGGUCAAGAUUGGGGAUUUAGGACUGGCGACACUCAAAGCUGCCUCCUUUGCAAAAAGCGUCAUAGGUACUCCAGAAUUCAUGGCUCCGGAGAUGUACGAAGAGCACUAUGACGAGGCCGUAGAUGUCUAUGCAUUUGGCAUGUGCAUGCUAGAGAUGGCCACUUCAGAGUAUCCCUACUCAGAGUGUCAAAAUGCUGCCCAGAUUUAUCGUAAAGUUACUAGUGGUGUAAAGCCAGCCAGCUACAACAAGAUUGUGGAUCCUGAAAUCAAGGAGAUCAUUGGCGAGUGUAUAUGUCAAAAAAAAGAAGAGCGGUAUACCAUUAAGGACCUGUUGAACCAUGCUUUCUUUGCCGAGGACACAGGUGUGAGGGUGGAGCUUGCAGAGGAAGAUGAUGGGAAAAAACCCACCAUAGCUCUGAAACUGUGGGUGGAGGACCAUAAGAAGUUAAAAGGAAAGUACAAGGAGAGUGGAGCCAUUGAGUUCACAUUUGACUUGGAGAAGGAGGUUCCUGAGGUUGUGGCACAAGAAAUGGUGGACUCGGGCUUCUUCCAAGAGAGCGACGUUAAAACUGUGGGAAAGUCGAUCAGAGACCGUGUGGCGCUGAUAAAAUGGAGAAGAGGGAGGACGGCGGCUAUAGUAGCUCCGGUGGAUCAGGGUGACAGGGGCCAGAGAAUUAAUGUGACAUCAUCUGAGGGCGUCUCGGGUGCAGCACCACAUGUUGUACAGCCUCUUGUGGUUGAACCUGAAGACACAGACGCAGAUCAGCACAGCAGGCUACACAACCUGCCAACCAGUACCACUUCAGUGACAUCAGCAGACGGCACACUUGACAGUGGCAUGGGCUCUACUGUGUACUCAGACUCUCACAGCAGCCAGCAGAGUGUCCUCUACCAGUCCCUACUGGAGCCUAUUACUAUGGCAACACAGCAGUGCCAGAGCUGCAGCCAUUUUCUGACAGACCGACCUCAUUCCUCUGAAAUCAGUGAAGUUUGGCAGACACCACUGAGCCCGCAGCUCAGGGCUCGACUGGGAAGUGCAGAACGAAGGGGAAGUGCCCCUGUUAUUGACAUUCAAAGGGCAAGCCAAAUUGCUCAUCUCCACGCUUUCAUUCGGGCCCAGAGAUCAGUCAGUCCCAUCCCCGUUGUAAGGGAGAACCUGGUGGAAACCAGCCCCAGGGAAACCCAUCCUCAGCCUGUCUCUGAAGCUGAGGGCAGGCUUCCCUCCCCAACCACUCAGCCGAUGUUUCAUCUCUCCCCUCUUUCUUCACCUACCGAGUUGCGCCGCCGUAGUGACGCUGGUGUCAGAUCGCCGUCACCAACAGCCUGUGAGUCUUUGGCUCUCCCAGUGCAGAGUCCACGCCGACACUCCGACCUCAGUAGUCUUCUUAGUCUAGCGUCUAAUGAAAACCAUCUUUCUGCGUUGCAUAGAAGCUCCGAUUGCCAAGCCUGCCUUUCUCUGCUUCUGUUAAAGUCCCAAAAUGGGAACCACCGUCCCUUUACUGCCGUCUCUCCAACACAUCAUUGUCCAUCUGACAUUCGCCACCAUCCUUUAUCUGGAAAAUUACCUUCCUCUUGCUACGGACAGACAAAAGGAUCAAGCGAUUAUUCAAAUUUUUCAAUGCUGCAGCAGUCCCUGUUUAAUAUAAUCAGCCGUAAAUCAGUUCCUUCUGCCCUUACGCCAUCCCAAACUUUCCCACUGCACUCCUCAACAGCCGGGGGGCUGUCUCACAGUGAUGGGGAAGGUGUCCCAACUAGUCCUCCACAGAGCGACGGCUUAUUUGAAGAGCAUGAAUCUCUCCAGCACUGGAAGGAGAAAUAUUUUUCCAGAGAGCAACAAGCUACCAGUUCUUUGGAAGUGGCCAGUUCUGCAGGUAACCAACAGCAGCCGUCUGUCCAGGGCUUGCCCUCGUCCAGCGCAGCCAUGCCCACUCCGCAGCAGUCCCUUCAACCUGGACACAGCUACCCCGCUGCUCUGUAUGCCGCUCACCUCGGCAGCACUACACCCAUCCCAACCAGUCUAGGCUCAUUAUAUACCCAGCAGCAAACAUCAGUUGCAGUUACUAAUGCAGCAUCGGCUGUGCCACAACAUAUUGCACAGAGCUAUCAAACUGCUGGACACCAACAUCAGCCAGCAGCAUCGGGCUCUCCAACUUUCACCCUCCAAGCCCAUCAGGUUUCUCAGAACCUUAUUGCCUCAACUCAGCAACAGGCUGCAUCAAGCUACCCUGCAGUCCAUCAUCAGGCUGCAGCAGCCAUCUUUGCAGCACAUCAGCCAAUGCAAAGCUGCUCUCUUGGCACAGUUUCCUCAGCAAUGGCAGCGACGACCCAUGGCCAAUCUGCACACUCCGCUAGCACAUCUCAGCAGGCCUCAGCCAAUCAGCAGCCUGGUCAGAUAUCUUCCACACCAGCACUUUACAGUCAGAUUAUUUCUGUUCAACAAAACACCCAGUCAAACAUACAACACACACUAAACACUGGACAAGUUUAUAAUCUUAGCCAAGAAUCUGUGCAUAUCAUCAGCCAUCCAGCGGCUCAGCCACCCACGCUUUCUUCUCAACAACUUCAGUCUCCUACUCACCAGUCGGACGCUCCAGUUCUUUUGCAAAAUGCAGUUCCAGAACAGAGUCAGAAUGAGCCGCAUCCCAAAGGAAGCCCAGUUCGACAGAUUCCAGCUGGCAGUCAAAGUUUCUUUGCGUCAGCUGUGCCCGAUGCAUCCUCUCACAGUUACGCGCAUUCUGCCAUCCAGCAGGGCCCACCAGCGCAGAACCAGUACCAGCUAGCACCGUGCGUCACUGGGGAAGGAGUUAAUCAAGCAGCAUCAUCUCAGACAUUUCCAGUUUCCACCCAGCAGAACCACAGCACACACAUCCACCAGGAAAAUGUUUCAGCUGGUCAGAGCAUUUCAAAGUCUGGACAAGAUGACAAAAGCCAUGGACUGAGCCUCAGCCAAUCAGCUUCCAUUGGAUCAAGUCAGACACCAGCUCAUCAGGAAUCAGUUUCCCAAACUGCUGUCCACCAACACCUCCAGCCCCUUCAGAUUUCUGCCUCGCUCCCAUCAUCACAAACAUCACUGUUUCCUUCACAAUACCCCACAGUCCAGGUGGUGACAGCUGUGACUGACUCUGAAUCCGCCUACCUUCCCCCCUGCACUUCUCCUCACCCUUCUUCCUCUUCCCUUACUCACAUCUUCCUCUCUCCCGGAUAUACUGUACCUGUAACCCCCUCUGUCUCUCCUCUGUCCCCUCUUCACAUUGAAAACACAUUAAUUUCUCCCACCCCAGUGUCUCUUACUGUACCAUCCCCCUCAUCUGUGCUGGGUAUGGUGCAACCUACCUCACCACAGCACCAACCUGCAGCUGCUAGAUCUGAGGCUUCUCAGAUGCAGGCUUUGUUUAAAUCAACACUGACUAGCCACCCCAUGCACACAAACACACACCUCCCUGCAAAUGGCAGCUCUCAGCCGCUGAUACAGGUUGCGCAGCAGACGCAGUACGGCCCCAGUACGCAGCAGGUUCAGCAAACUCAGCUCAUGCAGCCUGCAGUCUUCUCCUCACCUGUGCAGAAUGAGGCGGAUCUGGGCGCAGCCACUGCGGCCAGCCAGCUGGACAGCACAAAGUCCUGCCAGAUGCCCCCACAGAGCCAGGCUUCCCAGCAGAAAAUCCCAGGCACCGUCACGGGAGCGGCAGGUCAAGGGUCAUCAGAGAUUUACGUGGAGGAACAAGCGUCAGAGAAACGCAUUGGAGGACAGAGCUGUGACAGCAUCAACUCUGAUGUGACAUCAGGAAGAGAAAUGAGUGAUGGCAAUGAAGGGACACAUGGAGGCAGAAGUGAAGGAAAACAGCGUAGACACCGCAAGUCAUCACGCACGCGUUCUCGACAGGAGAAGUGUGGCAAACCAAAGCUGAGCAUGCUCAACGUGUGUAACACUGGAGAUAAGAUGGUAGAAUGCCAACUAGAAACUCAUAAUCACAAAAUGGUAACAUUCAAGUUUGACCUGGAUGGAGAUGCUCCAGAGGAGAUUGCUACGUAUAUGGUGGACAAUGAUUUCAUUCUGCCCCUGGAAAAGGAGAUCUUUAUUGAACAACUGAAAGACAUUGUAGAUAAAGCUGAAGACAUGCUGAGUGAGGACACAGAGGGUGAGAGGAACUCCAACCAGGGGUGUAACAUCAGACAGAAUGAAGGAUGUUGUGCACUGGGAUCAGAGGCUUCAGAACCCACCACUCCACAGCUGGUGUAUCAACAAAAUGUCCUGCACACCGGAAAACGCUGGUUCAUUAUUUGCCCUGUGGAUGAAACACUCAUGCAGGAUAAAGACAACACAUCAACACACACCUUUACAGCACAGGAGUAUGAAACGUCUGGCUCCCUGUCAGUCGGGUCCAGCAGCACCACAACUACUUUGACGACCCCUGUCACAUCUUUACCUUCCCAAAGCCCCACCGCCCCCUCUGCCUCCACCUUGGUGCAACCUCCAGACCAAAUUAUCGGAGAAUCCGAGGUCCAGCAGAGCCAGCCUAGUAUUACCAAACGUACCGGCACAACUGGGAGCAUUAACCAUGAAAGCUCAUUUCCUGUGGAGGAGUCAUCUCUCUCUGCUGUGUCUAUGGUUGAAAUGCCAUGUUGUGCUAUUGUGCCACCCGUCUCUGUGGAUGCUAAUGUCACUGAUAAAGAAGCGAGAGCUGCUGGUGUUCUGAUCUCGUCGCUGAAUAAUCAAGCGAAUCAGACGGCCAGCCCGACUGAAGAACAAGCUCCUCAGCUGGCCAGCCAGCAGCCCGUUGUCCUGCAGCAGCCUUACGCCACACCCAUCCAGCCUGGGACCGUGACCUCUCAGCCCCAAAGCCCUGCACAUCAGAACCCGACUUCAAGUCAGCAGCAGUGUGGCGGGCAAGGUGAGUCGGACGGGGAGGGCCCUCCAAGGGGGGAGUUUGUUGAUCGAACCAUCAAGACUUUGGAUGAGAAGCUCAGAAACCUGCUGUACCAGGAGCACCCCCCCUCACAGCCCUCCAGCACGGCUUCUGAGCCUCAGUCCUCCAGCUCAGACAGACUGAGCUCCCCUCCGGUCUCAGAUGGGCACAGCACAGAGGCUGUCACAAAGAAGAAGAUGGAACCAAUGCAUUUGUAUCUUAUUUCUUUGUGUUUUCACAAUAGACACAUGAAGGAGAUCUCUGAGCUGCAGGCAUUCCAGAGGAGUGAGAUCGAACGUCUGUACAAAGACCUGGGAAAGUCUGUACCCCCCAAGGUUAGCCUGCUCCAUGCUGUUCCUCCAACGACGGGUCGAAGGCGCAAAACCAGCAAACACAAACUGAAAGCUGGGAAACUGCUCAAUCCGAUGGUGCAACAACUCAGAAAUAAUCCCAACAGCACCAGUGUGGAGAGGAAAGGAGAAAGUGCUACCAGUUCAUCCAGCUCUCCAGCUAAAAGUUCACUUUUGUCAGAUGGCUCUGCCCACUCCAGCUGCAGCUCCUCCUCCAACAGCCAGCCCAGCAGAGUCCAGGAGCAGGUUCACACACAGCAACCCUGUUCUUUGAAAGGCUCUUUCUCAUCAGACAACAUCUACGCUGGAAGACACGGGGACGGGAUGGCCAACCAAGCUGAUCCUGGUCAAGGCUGGACGGUUUACCACCAAACGUCAGAGAGAGUCACCUAUAAAUCUAGUAGCAAACCACGCACUAGAUUCCUCAGUGGACCUGUGUCUCUGUCCAUCUGGUCCACUCUGAAACGACUAUGUCUAGGCAAAGAGCGCAGUAGUAGGUCCCCUCUCAACACGACACAGACCACCUCGAGUCAAAUCCAGCCUUCGCUCACCACGGCGGCACAGUCGACCUCUCCUCAGCCAUUAACGAGGCUCGCUCAGGUCCAGACCAACAACAGCAACAACAAGAGAGGCACUUUUACCGAGGACCUUCAUAAACUGGUGGAUGACUGGACGAAGGAGACUCUAGCGGCAGCCAAUCAGCCACGAACUUCCCUAAACAGGAUGAGACAGCAGACCCGCCAGCAGGCCACAGAGUGCAGACCUACACAGAUGGGUGCAGUUGCAUGUGAGAUGAAAUGCCGUGUUGUUCCCAACAACUUGCGGCUACCUCUCUCAUGCCCAAAGACCGCCAUUUUAGGCCCUAAUUUGCCUGCAAAUCUAAGACUAAACUCAUCCACAGUGCAUCCUCCUGGCUACCUUGUGCAAUCAGGCUCCUUUGGUGUGAUGGCUCCCACUCCUCUUUAUUCGCAGCAGUGGCCUGGCAUGCCUAGUCCUGUAGCGUCUGUGGUUCCUGUAGGAUUGCUUGGUGCUCCAAGAGCGAUUCACUACGCCACAUUGUCAAACCCAGGGAUCCAACCGUACUCUUUUGUUGUGCACAACCCUGAGAAUGGGCCUUUCCCGAAAACCAAAAGGACUACCCGAUCCGCUAAUUAAUGUGUUUGUGUGCGCUCAGGACAGACUUAUUUCGCUCUGCUUUGUGCACCAGAGCCACACAUGUGCAUAGUUUUUUUCUGUAAAUAACACGCAAUGGUGUUGCUAUUCUUAAUGCAACGCAUCUAUGUGUCGUAAAUUGUGUAUUUGUAUGUGUGUAUAUUAUACAGUAUGUGUUAAGUCUGAAUACUUACUGCUUUUUGGCUUUGUUCUUGGCUAAACUCAGCCAUAUAAGACAUUUUAUCUGCACUCACGGUAACCGACUUCACUCUGUUCUUCAUCACAUUUGCCUUUCUGUUGAAACACACUACAUUGGAAUCCAAAUACUAGUGGCUUAUGAUUCAGUGAGAUGACAGUAUUUUGAACAAAUUAACAGUUUUGCAGGAAUGUAGUGCCUUGAACACUUAUUUAUGUAUAUAUUUUUCUUUAAACAAAGCAUUUCUGCAUCCAGGUUAUUUUAUUUAAAAUGGUAGCUUGAGUGUGUUUUUUGGUUUACAUACAAAUGCCCUUAUUGUACUGCACUAAUAACACAGUAUAUAAUCUUAUUUAAAAACAUACGAAUAUGGUUUGACCUAAUUUACUUAUCUCCCCAUUGAUAAAUGGAAUGCCAUAGCAGAGAGAUGAUCUGAUGCCUUCAGAAACAAAUGACCAACGUAUGAAUGAUGAGGUUAGGUUAGGGGAAAGGGUAGACGCCAGCAUCCAAAUCCACUUAAUCCACUUAAUUCAGGUCAAAUGGUUCAGCUGGGCAAAGCCUCUUUAUUUACUUUUUGAUUGGAGAACCAACUCAUUGGACAGCACUAGAGCGUCCACUGCUGCAGAGGAAAGCCAGUGUCCAGAGCCAUAUAAUGCUGUACAUAAGUCUUUCUACAGUAGAUGUCUCUGGUAGUUUUGUGAAUCAGAAUGUAGCAAAUAAUGUGAAUUUUUAAUUUUUAUUUUUUAUUUUUUUUGAGGCUCAAAAGUGCAAUUGAACCCCUUUCCACAAAGCUUUGAUCGUAGCCUUGCCACAAGCCUUACCUUUAAUGUGAGCAAGAGGAGCAAGCUGAAAGGUUGAACAAAAUUACAAUUCACCAAACCACAGACGUCACCAGACACUAAAAUCGAUAUUACAAACUACCCAAUAAACAGUUUAUCACAGCUUAUUGUUCUUUCAACUUGCCUAGUACUCAACAUACACUGUAUGUAGAAUACUUUGUGCAAUCAAUCACCAAUUUAAUCUGAGGUCUUAGGGGGUUUUUUUCUUCCUUUUUUUAUGCUGCUAUUUAUCAAAGUGAUUUUGCUGUACAGUUGAGCGUUACUGUUUGAUGGUACAAAGCAGAUGCUGUUGAAGCAGUGUUAUAGCCUUGUUAAAGGAUUGGUGUGUUGUUUAUUUUUAAUGACAGUCGAUUUAAUUUUGUCUUUUUGCAUUUAUUUUCCAUGACAUAUUGCAACAUUAAACUGAAACUUGAUGUCAGAGAUUUGCACAACAUAUGGUCUCCUUUUAUCCUUCUAUGUGAGGAGUUCCUACACUGUAUAUAUUUGGUGGGGUUUCAUCACUGACGAGCAUGGCCAAUAUUUCAUCUUUCCACAAAACGUAGAAACAGUACAGAUAUAAAGUUAGAAAUAUGACAUCUGCACAACCCCAGUCCUGCCAAAGCUGUGAAUCGUAAAGUUUUCUUCUUGUAGCUCGUAUUUGUACAUUUUAUUUUGACUCUUAAAAGUGGCGGGGGUGGGGGGGUUGCUUUAAUGUAUAUUAACUCCAUCAAUUCGGUUUGAAUUGGAUUUUUCUAAGAUAUUAUGCAGAGUCUUCUGCUUUGGUGAAAUAUUUCCAAUAGUAAGAGAUUUCUGUUCUCUGUCACGUGUAUCUUGUAUGUUCUACUUUUCCUAGCUGCUAACUCAUGGAGAGCAUGGGAGGAGGUAACCAAUACCGGUAUAUACGCUAAACUGGGGUAGUUGAAAGUGCACAGAGGAGAUGGAGCAUCCUGACACUUUUUCCUUGGCACAUCUCUCUUUUGUCUGGGAGAAACUGCUCCUCAAGAUUAUGCUCCAGUUGUGAUUGGCCUGUGUUUGAACUGUGUGAGAUUGCUUUGCCUGCUGUAUGUCCCAUUGCAUUACCCCACCCUGUCCUGAAGCACUCUUAUCACAGACUGUAUGUUGGGAGAGAAAUAAAUAUUUUGUGCUUGA
Gambusia affinis (western mosquitofish) is the source of this 10315-nucleotide messenger RNA. Its product is annotated as serine/threonine-protein kinase WNK2. Lineage: Eukaryota; Metazoa; Chordata; Actinopteri; Cyprinodontiformes; Poeciliidae. Gene Ontology annotation, cellular component: cytosol; cytoplasm. The coding region runs from base 791 to 8158 and encodes 2455 amino acids. Gene Ontology annotation, molecular function: chloride channel inhibitor activity; ATP binding; protein serine/threonine kinase activity. Gene Ontology annotation, biological process: positive regulation of potassium ion import across plasma membrane; protein phosphorylation; positive regulation of sodium ion transmembrane transporter activity. The transcript is spliced from 28 exons. The record is from RefSeq and is a predicted model, not a curated record.